Molecule: messenger RNA, 597 nt
Organism: Dentiscutata erythropus
Lineage: Eukaryota; Fungi; Glomeromycota; Glomeromycetes; Diversisporales; Gigasporaceae
Source: the annotation of a GenBank genome assembly
CGAGACAAACUUUAUAACUUAAUUAAACAAAAAUCAACUGAAUUACAAAGUAAAUUAAAAAACUGUAAUAAAACUAACAAAAUGAUAAUUAAAAAUGAGUUGCCAGUUCAAACUGAAGGUUGGAAAAAUGUUACGCCUACAAUUGUUCAAGCAAUGGCUAUUCAACUUACUGAUACCGAAGCACAAUGCCAAAAUCUUGCUAAAAAGCUUCGUCUAUUACAAGAAAAUGUUGAAAGCUUACAAAAUAAAUUAGAAAAUAAUUUAAAUUCGUCUAGUGAAGAAUCUGAAAUGAGCGAUUCUGAUGAAUUAGAUUUUUUGAGCAUAUCAGAAAUUAUUAAUACACUUACUACAAAAGGAGAAUUAGGUGUAUAUCAAAAUGAAUCUCAAAAUAUGAAUUUUUCUCAAGCCGUUGCUGGUGCAGGAUUGGCUGCUAGAACAAAUAGAGAAGAAUUAAAAACAAUUUUAGCAUUUUGUAGAAUUACACGUCAAAGUGGUUAUAAGCAAUAUUUUAAUUAUCAGGAUAUAAUGCAUAAUAGUAUUAUUGAAACUGCUAAAAUGAGUGCUAAAACAGGUCUAAAUGCUGUAAUUGAAACUUAA